Molecule: messenger RNA, 2455 nt
Organism: Thalassophryne amazonica
Lineage: Eukaryota; Metazoa; Chordata; Actinopteri; Batrachoidiformes; Batrachoididae
Product: neuronal acetylcholine receptor subunit alpha-7-like
Exons: 10
Coding region: 189-2042 (617 amino acids)
Biological process (GO): signal transduction; regulation of membrane potential; nervous system process
Cellular component (GO): postsynaptic membrane; neuron projection; synapse
Molecular function (GO): acetylcholine-gated monoatomic cation-selective channel activity; transmembrane signaling receptor activity
Source: RefSeq, a predicted model, not a curated record
UGACUCCAGCACCACCUCUCUGUCUGCAUUUCUCGCCCACUCUGCCUCUCUUGUUGUCCUGUCUUUCUCAGCUCAUCCCCUGGCUGUAUUACAUUCUCUCUGCUGGUUUCCUACAGCCUCUCCCCUCCAGCUCUCCCUCCUCUCUCUCUCUCUAGCGCUCUUUUUCUGCUGGUACAGAGGAAUGCAUUAUGUGGCAGAGUGUAGCUCUUUGGUUGUUGGUACUCGCAGAUGUUCUUCGAGUGUCGAUGCAGGGCCCUCACCAGCGUUUUCUGCUCAGAGAGCUGCUGAGGGAUUACAACCCGAUGGAGAGGCCGGUGGCCAACGACUCUCAGCCUCUCACUGUUCACUUCUCCUUUACUCUCAUGCAGGUUAUGGAUGUGGAUGAAAAGAACCAGAUCCUCACGACAAAUGCCUGGUUGCAGAUGCAGUGGUAUGACCACUACCUCCAGUGGAACCAAACAGAGUAUCCUGGAGUGAAGAAUCUCCGUUUCACUCCUGAUCAGGUUUGGACCCCUGAUAUUCUGCUUUACAACAGUGCUCAUGACAAAUUUGAUGCCACUUUCAAGACGAAUGUACUGGUUAACUCCAGCGGCUUCUGUGAAUAUCUGCCUCCAGGAAUAUUUGUUAGCACAUGCAGUGUGGAUGUGCGUUGGUUUCCAUUUGACAUCCAGCGCUGUGAGCUGAAGUUUGGCUCAUGGACAUUUGACGGCUGGCUGUUGGACCUCCAGAUGAAGGAGGCGGAUGUGUCCGGAUACAUGCCCAAUGGAGAAUGGGACCUCCUGGGGGUUCCUGGAGAUCGUCACGAGGUUUUCUAUGACUGCUGUGCAGAGCCGUACCCUGAUGUUACCUUUGUUGUGACCUUACGAAGGAGGACCCUUUUCUAUGCGCUCAACCUCCUUAUCCCCUGUGUGCUCCUUUCCUCCAUGACCCUCCUGGUCUUCUUGCUGCCUGCCAACUCCGGGGAGAAGAUCAGCCUGGGCAUCACGGUUCUCCUCUCGCUGACUGUCUUCAUGUUGAUGGUUGCAGAGAUAAUGCCUACCACUUCAGAUUCUGUUCCACUCAUAGGUCAGUACUUUGCAAGCACCAUGGUGAUUGUAGGGAUGUCAGUCGUAGCAACAGUUACUGUCCUUCAGUUCCAUCACCACAACCCCAAUAGUGGGCACAUGCCACGCUGGGUGCACUUGGUUCUUCUGCAGUGGGUUCCUUGGUUCCUGCGGAUGAAGCGUCCUGGAGAGGGCUCAGAUUGUAGUCUUUCCCAAAACCAGACAGAGUCUCAAAGCAAAUCCCUCUCCUCUCCAACCACCACUGUCACUACCAGAACCAUCCUGACCCCAGUGCCCUCCAUCCUCCCCCAGAGCCUCACCUCCAUGCGGACCACUCUGUCCCAACUCAGCAAUCCUCUGUUACACCCGCAAGCUCAUCAGUCAAACUCCCAGACUGUUUUCCUCCCCAAACCCAGCCAUGGAGACUCCAGCUCCAAUCCACACCCUCAGUCCAACGGUCAUCUGCCUUAUAUGUGCUUCCAGACUGCUGCAGAACUGGAACCAGUCCAGUGGAGGAGAACCAUCAGCUACGGGAGGGGAAACGGUGGAGUAGGUGUAGAUGUGGGAGACAUAGAGGAAGAAGAAGCAGGAGAUACUCCUAUCCAUCUUCACCUCCCACCCAACAAGUUUGGGAGCCCCUCAGAAGAGGCUCCCCUCUCCACAGAUCGUGACCCUUCAACCACAUCCUCUCCUCCCUUCGCUUUAGAAGACGACACUGGAGGUGGGAGAGCGGCUGCCGUGAACGCCCGCAGCAGUGCACCUCCACCCACAGCUGCAGACAGCCAGCUGCAGGCUUUACUGUCAGAGGUGCAGUUUUUAGUGGAACGUGUACGCGAGCAGGACCGCCAACUGAGCAUGGCUGAGCAGUGGCAGUUUGCCGCCACUGUCAUCGACCGCCUCUGUCUGGUUGGAUUCAGUGUUUUCAACAUCAUCUGUACCAUCGCCAUCCUCAUGGCUGCACCCAAUUUUGGAGAAGCGCUGUCAAAAGAUUUUCUCUGAAAGGGCAAAGGUGACACUGUUCAAAACAACGCCGAGAACAAUUUGCUGAAAGCACAAUUGUCUUGACUGACACUGGGACAUAAAACGAGCCGGAGUGACCAGUGGAAUAUAUUGAAAUGUUUUCUUGAACGCGACAGUGCAGAUGUACAUGACGUGAAUAUGCACCUUCAGACUCACUCAUUCUUCUUUUUAUUCUUUCAUUGAUAUUCAGGUGAUGACUUGAGGGACAAUCUGACAAAACAAGUGUUUUUUUUUUAUUUUUUUUAAACAGUUGUGGGAAUGAUAGCAUGAUAGGGAAAAUAAUUCAUUACCAGAUUUAAUGUCAGCAUAAAGGGAAGCAAAAACAAUUUGAUUUCUUUGCCAUCCAAAGAUGCAACAUGAAGAUGCUCAGUAGAAAACAAACACACACUAGC